AAGUCGAAGAAAUGGCCAAUAGUAUUAUUAUUACUCUCAAUUGUCUUCUUUUACCUUGCGACACAGCUCUAAGAUCAAAUCUAUCAGAAGGAAGUAUUACUACACUUAAAAUCUCUACCGGCGAAACAGUUGAUCAGUUAAGGAUUAUGAUUAGAGAAAGGUGGCCACAUUUAUUUGAAAAGGUUCCUCCUGCCAGCAUUUUACUCUGGAAGAUCAAUGAUACCGAGGGAGUUACAUCAUUUGAAAAACAAAUUGAAGUAUAUUCUCGUGGGAAACGUCUAAAUGAAACAGGAAUGCCUCCACAUGAUUUGAUUUCUAAGCAUUUCUCCGAACAACCCCCUAAUGAUAAAAUUCAUAUUUAUAUAUUUAUUUAA
Messenger RNA from Dentiscutata erythropus, 374 nucleotides. Lineage: Eukaryota; Fungi; Glomeromycota; Glomeromycetes; Diversisporales; Gigasporaceae. The record is from the annotation of a GenBank genome assembly.